AUGAAUGCAAUUAAAUAUUCAUCAAACUAAAAUAUUUCAAAAAUUUCAACUCUUCCAUUUAGAUUUACAGCAGUAUUUGAUUCAAGAGAAGGAAUUAUAUUAGCUACUUAUGCUAACAGUUCUCUGGAUAUUAAGUUAGAUAGUUCUAAUUGCUAUAAAGGAUUAUUUGAUUAUGAUCCUAGAUGCAGAUUUUAUUUUAUUAACAGCUUAAAUGAAACUUCAAUAUUUAUGAAUCCACCUUAAAUAUCAGCUUCUGCUACACCUCAUUAUAUAUCCUAAUAAUCGAUAUGUAACAUGUUUUGA
Molecule: messenger RNA, 303 nt
Organism: Tetrahymena thermophila SB210
Lineage: Eukaryota; Ciliophora; Oligohymenophorea; Hymenostomatida; Tetrahymenidae
Exons: 2
Source: RefSeq, a predicted model, not a curated record